UUUGGCGCGAGAUUGGGCUAGGCUUUGAACUUGGUUCCCGGCUUCGUUCUUAGCUCUGCCUUGCAGCAAGGACAAGGAUCCUCCACCCCGAGGUACCGGACCCUGCGCGCUUUUCGCUUUUCCCCGGAGCAUGAGACUGCCUAGAAGAGUAGGGGACGCGGCGGAGCUGCGCAAGAGCCUGAAACCGCUGCUGGAGAAGCGCCGGCGCGCACGGAUCAACGAGAGCCUGAGCCAGCUAAAGGGGCUGGUAUUGCCGUUGCUGGGCGCGGAGACUUCCCGCUACUCGAAGCUGGAAAAAGCAGACAUCCUGGAAAUGACCGUGCGCUUCCUGCAGGAGCAGCCUGCGUCCCCCUACCCCACUGCUGCGCCGGGGUCCUUGGAUAGCUACCUCGAGGGUUACCAAGCCUGUCUGGAGCGCCUGGCCCGCGUGCUGCCGGCCUGCAGCGUCUUGGAGCCGGCCGUGAGCGCGCGCCUGCUGGAGCACCUGAGGCAGAGGACUGUCAGAGGUGGCUCGCCUUCACAGACGCCCACUCCCGCCCCUGCUCCAGCUCCCUCUCCGCAGGUGCCUCCUCCGGGCAGCCCUGGCCUCUGGCGGCCCUGGUAGGUAGGCUCCUGGAUGUUCCAGGACGGGGACCUGGAUGGGCUAGCUGACCAAGGAAGUUCCAGAUGGUGGCUACAUCUCCCUCACUUCGAGAACAGUGAGUGCCCACACCCUAGCAAGAAUCCGAUGCUCGUGACCUAUCCGGAUGAUGAAGACUUCAAGGGCUCAGCUGGAGGGAAAAGAGAAUGUCUGGGCAGGAGAAUAAAGCAAUGUCUGCCGGGUGAGGAAGAAACCCAGACUUGGACGGGUAGAAAUGGUUCUGGCACUGGGCCAGCCAAAACUGCCUCAGCAGGGACAGACCUGCCCCAGUGUGGGCAGCAGACCAACCUCUGGUCUUGGAGCUCACUUGGGCCACCUGCUCUGAUGGGUGAUGGCAUUCCCGGCCACGCCUGGAUAUCAGCUGGGCUUGAGAACCUCUCUAUAAACAGAGCAAUGACGUGGGAGGGCUUUGACCUUUGCCCACUCCGGAAGCUCUUCAGAGCACUGAGCAGGGCUUGGCGAACCACCUCCUCCACUCCUAGGCUUCCCCUCCCAGUGACCUCUACUGCAGGUAGUGAUGGGGAGGACUUCCUAAUUUGCUCCUUCACGCAUUCUCUUUCCCAUACACCAGGCCCAGUGGUCUUCACAGGUGGCAAAGGAUGAGACAAGUCUGAGGCUUCCCCGUGGCCUUAAGGAACUUAGUGGCUUCGGAGGAAUGGAACCCAGCACAGGAUGCAGAACUCAAACUUUGGGAUGGCAGGGACCCAGGAGGUAGCGGCAGGUGAAGGAACAUGAACCACCAUGCCUGCUUUCUUCAUUAAACCACUCUCUGAACCCAAGCAGUUGGGCUAUUAUAAGCAACUUGUUCAGAAGUUAUUUCUCCCAAAAUGGAAACUCAGAAGCCUCUGAAGACCCAGAGAAGGGGCCUUCGGAUCCCAGGAGUGAGUGCUCGGAAAAAGCAGGAGAAUUCAUGAACCAUGGUCACUCCAGGUCAUGGGGAUUUGCUGAGCGUUGCAGCAAGGUUGCUUCUCCCUCUCCCUGUGCUGGGGACCAGGACACUAAAGCCAAGGAGACAGACGGACCAGGGAAGGGGCAGUCACCGCUCUGCUCUGCCAUGUACAUGAUGACCCUGGGCACUGAUUUGGGUGGCAGGAAGGAGGUGGGGAAGUUGUAGGCAUUCUUAAAAAAGAAAGAAAGAAAAAUCCACAUGAAGACAGCAGGGGCUCCCAGAGAAGCUGUGCUGGGCCCUGUGGCCUAGACUGUGAUUCUGGGAGGCAGGGCAGGCAGAGCGCACCUGUGUAUCUCUGGGACAUGACACACAAUGUUGCUCAAUAAACGCGGUGGGUUAGAGGGUUCGAUGUGACUGGCUCACAUGGUGAUGAACAAUCUGACUUUUGCUUUGACCACCACUCCAAGUUCCUUGCUCAGGGUUCCUCAACCCUCCUCAUGCUGCGACCCCUUAAUACAGUUCUUUAUUUUGUGGUGACCCCCCCAACCACAAAAAUAUU
Microtus ochrogaster (prairie vole) is the source of this 2088-nucleotide messenger RNA. It is a transcript of the gene Hes2, whose product is annotated as hes family bHLH transcription factor 2. Gene Ontology annotation, biological process: regulation of DNA-templated transcription. The record is from RefSeq and is a predicted model, not a curated record. Lineage: Eukaryota; Metazoa; Chordata; Mammalia; Rodentia; Cricetidae. Gene Ontology annotation, molecular function: protein dimerization activity; DNA binding.